Messenger RNA from Chiroxiphia lanceolata (lance-tailed manakin), 531 nucleotides. RefSeq names its product neurogenin 1 (gene NEUROG1). The transcript has a single exon. Gene Ontology annotation, molecular function: protein dimerization activity. NCBI's taxonomy places the organism in Eukaryota, Metazoa, Chordata, Aves, Passeriformes, Pipridae. Bases 1 to 531 code for a protein of 176 amino acids. The record is from RefSeq and is a predicted model, not a curated record.
AUGCCCUCCGAGGCGCCCGGCAGCGGCGAGGGCGCGGACGCGGGCGCUCCGCGGGAGCGGCGGAGGCGGCGGGGCCGUGCGCGGGCGCGGACCGAGGCGCUGCUGCACACGCUGAAGCGCAGCCGGCGGGUCAAGGCCAACGACCGCGAGCGGAACCGCAUGCACCACCUCAACGCCGCGCUGGACGAGCUCCGCAGCGUCCUGCCCACCUUCCCCGACGACACCAAGCUCACCAAGAUCGAGACCCUGCGCUUCGCCUACAACUACAUCUGGGCGCUGUCCGAGACCCUCCGCCUGGCCGAGCAGUGCCUCCCUCCUCCCGGCCCGUUCCGCGGGGCCGCCGCGCCCCCCAGCCCCGGCAGCGACGCGGGGUCGUGGCUGUCCAGCGCCUCGCCGUCCGCCCCCUCGCUCUGCGCCUCCGCCUCGGGCCCCAGCAGCCCGGCCACCUCCGAGGACUGCGCUUACCCCCCGGCCGACAGCCUGCGGGGGUUCCGCGGGCUGCCCGCGGCCCCGGGCGCGCCCCUCCGCUAG